Musa acuminata AAA Group (dessert banana) is the source of this 2292-nucleotide messenger RNA. Its product is annotated as putative disease resistance protein RGA1. NCBI's taxonomy places the organism in Eukaryota, Viridiplantae, Streptophyta, Magnoliopsida, Zingiberales, Musaceae. The transcript has a single exon. Gene Ontology annotation, molecular function: protein binding; ADP binding. The record is from RefSeq and is a predicted model, not a curated record. Gene Ontology annotation, biological process: defense response to other organism. Bases 1 to 2172 code for a protein of 723 amino acids.
AUGUCGUGGAUGCUAGUAACCUUGGGAUCUCUCGGAUCGUCCUUUAUCGGGAGCUUGAUGGAAAAGAUCAACGACCGUGCGAUCGGACUAUUGUUGGAGGACCCCGGAGUCGGAGCUGACCUCCUCAAGCUGAAGACUACUCUUCCCGGGACUAAGAACAUCAUCGGCAGAGUCGAGAACAUGUGGAUUAAAGAUGAAGACACGAAAAGGCGAUUGAAGGAAUUGGUGAUGGAACUGAAGGACGCUGGUUAUGACGCUGACGACUUGCUUGAUGAGAUCCAGUUCCGGGUUCUGAAGCAACAGAUCGAACAACAAGGAGCUCUUGGGGAUGAGACAAGUAACCAAUCAUCUUCUUCUUCCGGUCUCCCUCCUUGGAAAAAGAUGAAAAUUUCGGUACCUGCAGUUAUCAGUCGCUUCUUCGGUAGAGAUGAUGUGAAUAGAGUGAGGAAAACUCAGAUGAAGUUAGAUACAAUCACUACUUGCAUCGAGGAUCUCAUUGAUACAUUAGAUGCUGAUGAGAAACAGAUGAUAACGUCAGUAGUGGAACGAACCACCACUUCCUCACCCAUAGAAACUCAAGUAUUCGGACGAGAGGAACAGCUGAAUCAACUUCUGGGACUGUUGAUGCAAUCUGCCGACGGAUCCGGAUCUAGCAACAGUAGCAUCUCAACCUUAACUAUUGUUGGGAUCGGAGGGGUCGGAAAGACUACUCUUGCUCAGCAAGCGUACAACCACGCGAGGGUGCAGGACUGUUUUCAGCUUAAGGUCUGGGUCUGUGUAUCCGACAACUUCAACGUGGAGAGGCUUACCAAAGAGAUCAUAGAAUCCUUAACCAGGAAUACGUGUGAUCUCAAUAACUUUGAUACACUUCAAGUGGUAGUUAAGGAGAAGUUGACCUCAAAAAGGUUCCUGCUUGUCCUCGACGAUGUGUGGAGCGAGGACAGCCUGAAAUGGGAAAGAUUUUGUGCACCAUUGAAGCACGGAGAACCCGGAAGCAAGAUUUUGGUUACGACUCGCUCUAAAAAGAUUGCAGACAUGGUUGGCAAUCCGUUCCCUCUAGAUGGUCUGGAUGACGCCAGCUAUUGGGAAUUUUUCAAGCAAUGUGCAUUUGGUUCCGAAUACGCCGGUGAAUGUCCACAGCUAGAGGCCAUAGCAAAGAAGAUCGCUUACAGGUUGAAUGGGUUGCCACUUGCGGCAAGGACGGUAGGCGGGUUGUUGAAGCCGCAGAUGAAUGAGAAGCACUGGAGAAACAUCGCAGGGAGUGAAAUCUGGCAACUACAGCAUGACGAAAAGGGUGUCCUGCCAGUCCUACAAUUGAGCUAUCAAUGUCUUCCCCCAUACCUUAAGCGGUGCUUUGUUUUUUGUUCCCUGUUCCCCAAAGAUCAUCGAUUUUAUGAAGGAGAUGACUUGGUCCGGCUUUGGAUGGCAGAAGGCUACGUUGCUCAAGACAACAAUAUGACGAUCGAGGAUACAAGAAGCCUCUACUUCAUUGACUUAGUGAAUAGGUCUUUCUUUCAGGAAGGUCCUGUGGGAUGGGAAUAUAUGAUGCAUGACCUGAUACAUGAUCUUGCUCAGUUUAUUUCAGAGGGGGAGUUUUGCAUGAUCGAUGAUGAUGAGUCGAAAGAGAUCCCUAAUACGAUUCGUCAUCUGUCAGCAACAUUAACCGAUAAAACUAAGUUAAUGGAGUUCUCCUGUUAUGAGAAAUUACGGACCCUCAUGAUCAAUUAUAAAAGUCAUUGGCAUGACAUUGGAGUCGAGGGCUCUUUGUUCCUCCAGUUUGAAAGAUUAAAAAACAUUCGAGUGUUGAUAUUACAGAGGUGUGGCUUGCGGGAGUUGCCUGAGACAAUUGGUGGCUCGAUACACCUCCGCUAUCUUGACAUAUCUCACAACUUCUACUUUAGGAGGCUGCCGGAGUCGUUAUGUGGUCUUUACAAUUUGCGAGUACUGGAUCUGUGGGGCUGUGAACUACAGAGUUUCCCGCACGGCAUGAGUAAGUUGAUCAACUUGAUGCAUCUUAAUGCAGAAGACAAAAUAAUUUCCGAGAUAAAUGAUGUUGGGAAGCUGACUUCUCUUCAAGGACUGUGUUCAUUUAAAGUACUCAAGGAUAAGGGACACGAGGUUGCCCAAUUAGGCAGUCUGAAAUAUGUUGAUGUUGAUAGGAAGAGGGGAUAGAGUUAUCAAAUAGAGGAAGAGUAGGACAAGCUUUCUAUCUUCUAUAUUUCUCUCAAGAAAAACACUUUUACAAUUUCAGAAACUCUAUUGACUCAUGACCCAACAUAUGGGGUUUAUAUA